AUGGCGGCCGUUUUGGAGGCGCUGCUGCGGAAGGAGGUGACGGCGGCGGCCGCCGUGCGGUGGCUAACGCGCGGAGCCCGAGGAGCGGAGGACGCCCCCCGGGAGGCGGCCGCGCUGGCGCCCCUCGAGCCCCUGCGGAAGGAAUUCGUGCCGUUCCUGCUCAACUUCCUGCGGGAACAGAGUAGCCGCGCCCUCCCCCAAGGCCCCCCGACUCCGGCCAAGGUUCCCGGGGCCUCAGCGGGGCGGCCGGGAGGCCCCGGCACGGCGCGGGGAAGCGGCGGCGGCCGCGGGGUGCGAAGUCAGCUCUUUCCGGCCCCGACUGAGUCACCGGCCGCCUCCUUCGGGGACCCCCCGCUGGCCCGUCGCGGAGGUGGCGGGAGGAGGAGGGGGCCCGUCCGGGAGAGGGGGGGCCGCUGCCCGGGAGGGCCCGAGGAGGGGGGCAAUGGGGACAGCCCUCCCUGGGGAGGGGGCUGGAGGCAGAGGGGCUCGAACAGCCUGAGUCCCUCGCCCGCGGAGCCCCUGAACCUCAGCAACCUGGAGGAGUUCCCCCCUGUGGGCUCUGUGCCCCCUGGCCCAGCCGGGAUGAAACCUUCCCGGAGGAUCAACCCAACGAGGGUGAGCUCAGAGCGGUCUCUCUCCAAGCCCAAGACCUGCUUCACUUCACCCCCAAUCAGCCAAGCCCCCAGUUCCCAGCCCCCAGUCCCAGACACUAGCCCUUGGGGCCUUGACCUUCCUCUAGGGUGCAGCAGUCUUCAGGAGGAACGAGAGAUGCUCAAGAAGGAGCGAUUCAAGCUGCUACAACAGUCACCCACCCCUGCUGGUUCUGCCCUGGAAUCUGGUCUUCCUGUUCCCAGUCGGACAGGGAGUCUUACACCAGAACCUGCCGACCCGGCUAAGGUUUCCUGUCGGCAGAGGCUGGAGUUAGUAGCUAUUGUCUAUUCAUCCUGUAUUGCUGAGAAUCUGGUCCCAAGCCUCUUCUUGGAGCUGUUUUUUGUUCUUCAGCUGCUCACUGUUCGUCGAAUUAUUGAUGUUGAAGAAGAUCAUCUGGAACCCAGCCCUGGGGGUUUCCUCAAGAGGCCACUAUUCCAGAAUAUCCAUGACUGUGUGUUUUUUGCAGUACAGGUUUUGGAGCAUCAGUUCCAGGUUCUCUCCCACCUGGACAAAGGGACAUUGAAGCUGCUAGCUGAGAAUGAGCGGCUGCUUUGCUUCUCUCCUACUUUGCAGGGUCGCCUCCGGGAUGCCUAUGAAGGCAGUACUGCUAAGGUCUCUCUGCUGCUAUCACCUCCUGCCCAGGCUGUCUCCUUUCAGCCAGAAACAGACAACCGUGCAAACUUCUCAAGUGACCGGGCCUUUCAUACUUUCAAGAAACAGAGGGAUGUCUUUUAUGAGGUACUUCGGGAAUGGGAAGAUCGGCAUGAGGAACCUGGCUGGGAUUUUGAGAAAGGCUUAGGUAACAGGAUUAGAUCCAUGAUGAGUCAACUCUCUGCAGCUUCCAGCCACAGCCAUUUUGUUCGACUCUUUCAGAAACAGCUUCUUCAGAUGUGUCAAAGCCCCUCAGGUGCUGGAGGAAUGGCUUUGGGUGAAGCCCCUGACCCAGAUGUAUUAAGCAUGUUAGGAGCUGACAAACUAGGGCGGCUUCGCCAGCUGCAGGAGCGACUGGUGGCUCCUCAGAGUAGUAGCGGCCCUUGUCCACCUCCUACCUUUCCUGGUUGGCAAGGCUUUUUCCGUGACUUCAUCUUAAGUGCCAGCAGUUUCCAAUUUAACCAUCACCUUAUGGACAGUCUCAGUUUGAAGAUCCGAGAACUUAAUGAUCUUGCCCUACCCCAGCACGAACCCAGCGAUGAGGAUGGGGACUCAGAUGUGGACCGGCAGGAGGAAAGAAGGCAGUUUGCUUCAGUGUUGCUGAGUCUCCGCCUUCUGGCCAAAUUCUUGGGGUUUGUGGCUUUCCUCCCUUAUCGGAGCCCUGAGCCACCCCCAACCCGUGAGCUACAAGACUCAGCACUGGCCCUCAGGAACCAGGUGCCUCCUGUGCUAGAUGUGUUGACGUUGCUGCAGCAGGGGUUGCAGAACCAGCAGGCUGUGCUCACUGUGCCCUGGUUGGUGGAAUUCCUCUCCUUUGUUGACCACAUUGCUCCUUUACUGGACUAUUACCAGGGUGUCUUCUCUCUCCUUUUACAGCUAUAUCGAAACCUGAUCCUAUCAGAAGAGAGUGAAAGAAGAAUGUGUUUCUUGAAUAAACUUCUGCUCCUUGCUGUGUUGGGAUGGCUUUUCCAGAUCCCUACAGUUCCAGAAGACUUGUUCUUUUUGGCAGAAGGCCGGCCAGAUACCUCUGAAGUAGCCACAGUGGCUUUGAUGCCAGGCCUGGACACAAUACCUGUUGUGGAUCAGCAACUUCUCUACACCUGCUGCCCUUUCAUAGGAGAACUGCGGAAGCUGCUUGCUUCCUGGGUAUCUGGUAGCAGUGGACGGAGUGGGGGCUUUGUAAGGAAAAUCACCCCAACCUCGACAACUGCCUUAGGACCUCAGGCUCCUAGAACAUCCCAAGGGCUACAGGCAGAGCUAGCCCAGGCCUUCUUCCACAACCAGCCACCUUCUCUUCGAAAGACUGUGGAAUUUGUUGCAGAGAGAAUUGGGUCUAAUUGCGUCAAACACAUUAAGGCAACAUUUGUGGCAGACCUAGUACGACAAGCAGAAUCACUUCUGCAGGAGCAGCUUGGAGAGCAAGAACAGGAAGGGGGUGCCCCGGCCCAGCUUUUGGAGGCCUUGUGUGACCAGAUCUGCCCAGAGGGGACACAAGCCUUAACCCAGGGGCGAGAGUUUUGCAGAAAGAAAGGUCCUGAGGCUGUGCGCGUGCUGCUCCCUGAGGAGACUUCCCCAGCUGUCCUGAGGAGCGCAGAGGAUAUCGCCGUAGGGCUCGCCAUAGAGAAGGCCUGUGCUUGGUUAUCAGCCAACAUCACAGCCCUGAUCCGGAGGGAGGUGAAAGUCGCUGUGAGCAGAUCACUUCGAGGAGCCCAGGGUCCUGAUGUGGCUGCCCAGGGGGAGAGGAGGGGCUGCUCUCGCGCCUGUGAGCACCAUGCUCCCCUCCCCUCCCACCUCAUCUCCGAGAUCAAAGACGUGCUGGCUCUCUCUGUGGGGCCCCGAGAUCCUGAGGAGGGCGUUGCCCUGGGGCAGCUGGAGACACUCCUGGGGCAGCUGAGGGAGACCCUUCAGUGCAGGCAGUUCCUCUGCCCGAUCUCUGAACAGCAGCUUGCAAAGUGCUCUGUGGAAUUGGCCUCUUUUCUCGUUGCCGAUCGAGUCCCAACCCCACACAGGUUGGACAGGGGAGAAGGCCGAGCACUUCUGCAGAUGCUCCUUUCCCUGUGGCAUGAGGACUUCCAAGUGCCUGUUCCACUACAGCUGCUGCUCAGUCCAAGAAAUGUGGGCCUUUUGGCAGAUACCCGGCCCAGAGAGUGGGACCUGCUGCUGUUUCUGCUCCGGGGACUGGUUGACCGGGGGCUAAUGGGACGGGGAGAGAUAGAAACCUGCCUGGGCAGUCUCCACCAGGCCCCAUGGCCUGAGGACUUCUCCAAGGAGCUAGCUACGUUGUCCUGCCUAUUUCUGGCUGAGCCUCAGGUACCAGGACCCCGGCUAAGAGCUUGUGAGCUGCUGAGACCACCUCGGGGCACGGUACUGGCCCAGAGUUAGGGCCACUGCCAGGUCCUGCCUUCGAGCUUAUGUUCAAAAUCUCUGGGCCUCCCUCACCUGACUUACAGCCUCAGUGAAGGAACCAGGAGCCCAGCCCUAUCCCAGAGAGGAGUUUCCACCCGGUGAUCCUUAGGAGAAGCAUCUUGAGCCACUGUCAUCAGACCCAGUGGGCAGAGAUGAGGAGAGUCUAAGUUUCCCACCCAGAGGCUGGGGGGGGGGGGCACUCGGCAGGGAAACGCCGUACCAGUGGGUAUCGUCAGAGACAGGAAGGGCCAACCUGCUGCUUUCCCAGCAGCCUCUUUGGACUUUGUGAUUUUAGAAAAGCAGGAGACCGACUUCCUCCUGUUUACACAGAUGAUUUUUAAAAUUUUGGGAGCUCUGGGCUCCUCAGCUCUGCUCCCAGAUAUUUUUUUCCAUAAAAUGCAUCAUAGAUGCCAGCAACAGAUCACACCUCACUUAAGCAAAACCCAACUUUACCAAAAUGCCUGGUUUCAGGGAAGCCAGGCUGGGCUGAAUUCAUCUUAUUUAAUUUGCUAUCUUUGAACAGGAAAGCAACCCCAUGGGGGAGGGUUUUUUAAAAAAUUCAAAUAAAUAUGAUUUUGUCAAAA
Messenger RNA from Gracilinanus agilis (Agile Gracile Mouse Opossum), 4292 nucleotides. RefSeq names its product codanin 1 (gene CDAN1). The record is from RefSeq and is a predicted model, not a curated record. Gene Ontology annotation, biological process: chromatin organization. The transcript is spliced from 28 exons. Gene Ontology annotation, cellular component: nucleus. NCBI's taxonomy places the organism in Eukaryota, Metazoa, Chordata, Mammalia, Didelphimorphia, Didelphidae. The coding region runs from base 1 to 3684 and encodes 1227 amino acids.